AUGACGGAACCAGACUCAUUACUGAAAGGAUUGGCUCGCUGUUUGAGCUCAUGGUUCAAAGGGAAGCAGAGCUCUCCUAUAUAUUCCCCACAAAAUCAGAUCAAAACUGAAUCAGUCAGCUGGACAAAACACACAGUCAGGGGGGUCUAUGGUAUUAAACGUCGCUUUGAACGCAAAGAGAACGUUCAAAGUGGGGACGAACGAGAUACUACAGCCGAUGAUAAGAAACCAAAGCGUGCACAAAGAGUCACGCGAUCACCGCCGACCAUCUUAUCGAAGCCAAUAUGGGGAGCUCUUGAUACCUACUCAUCAUGGCUCCUCACAACGCAAACAGCCCCCAAGAAAUGGCCCUCUCCUCUGAAACGAGGGGCCAAUCCCCGUAUUUUCGUUUGCAAGGCCACUAACAUCCACACCAUAUCAAAUGGCCGCGCUACCAAGGAGGAGAAGGCUAAGAGAGAAAAGACUGAGAGGACUGAGAAGUCUGACAAGGCAGGGAAGUAG
Messenger RNA from Lobosporangium transversale, 501 nucleotides. RefSeq lists its product as hypothetical. NCBI's taxonomy places the organism in Eukaryota, Fungi, Mortierellomycota, Mortierellomycetes, Mortierellales, Mortierellaceae. Bases 1 to 501 code for a protein of 166 amino acids. The record is from RefSeq and is a predicted model, not a curated record. The transcript is spliced from 4 exons.